AUGGUGGAGAAGAAAAUAGCAGUGCGAUCCCAGGACCCAGGCCAGCGGCGCGUUUUGGACUGCGCUACGCGCCAGCGACGCUUAACCAGACAGCUAGAGGCACUUGAAAAGGACAAUUUCCAGGAUGAUCCUCAUGCCAGCCUACCCCAGCUGGCCAAGAGGCUCCCUCAGUUUGAUGACAGCAAUGAGUCUGGCAAGAAGAGGAAGAAGACAAGAGGAGAUCAUUUCAAAUUGAGAUUUCGGAAGAACUUCCAGGCUCUACUGGAGGAAGAGGAACUAAGUGGGAAUGAGGGACCUAACUACCUGACUGCUUGUGCCGAGCCCUCCAAACUGCCGCAGCGCCACUUCUGUGCCGUGUGUGGCUUCCCGUCUCCCUACACCUGCAUUUCCUGUGGGGCACGCUACUGCUGUGUCCGCUGCCUGGGCACACAUCAUGAAACCAGGUGUCUGAAGUGGACUGUGUGAUGCUCUCAGCUGGUACGUGUGAAUGGCUGCCUCAUUUUAUUGCUUGAUCAUAUGUCGUCCUGUCAUCAACUGAAGGACAGGUUUCUUUUUUUGUGCAGCAUCAGAGUAUCUGAAUGAGCUGUAUGACUCCCGUCCAGUCAGUCUGAAUGAGCUGUAUGACUCCCGUCCAGUCAGUCUGAAUAAUCUCUAUGACUCCCAUCCUGUCCGUCUGAUUGAGCUAUAUGACUCUCAUCCAGUGAGUCUGAAUGAGUUGUUUGACUCCCAGUCAGUCUGAAUGAGCAAUAUGACUUCCAUCCAGUCAGUCUGAAUGAGCUGUAUGACUCAUCCUGUCUGUCUGAAUGAGCUGUAUGACUCCCAUCCUGUCCGUCUGAUUGAGCUGUAUGACUCCCGUCCAGUCCGUCUGAAUGAACUAUAUUACUCUCGUCCAGUAUGUCUGAAUGAGCCAUAUGACACCCAUCCAGUCAGUCUGAAUGAGCUGUAUGACUCCCUUCCAUAGCACCAGACAGUGGCUGAAUGGGGACAGUGCUGUUGCUAUCGCAACAGGCAUGUGGUGAUCUAAUGGGAGCCACUGCAUGAGAUAGCGAUAACUCAGAAAGUGAAUGGUGUUCACUCCGUAGUGUGCGUCUGCGCUUCAGCCUAGGCCUGAAUUUGACAAUCAUACACUGAACAAAAAUCAAAACGCAACAUGCAACAAUUUCAACCAUUUUACUGAGUUAAAGUUCAUAAAAGGAAAACAGUCAAUUGAAAUCAGGAAAUUAGGCCCUAAUCUAUGGAUUUUACAUAACUGUGCAAGGGCACAGCCAUCGGUGAGCCUGGGAGGACGUAGGCCCACCCACUUGGGAGCCAGGCCCUGCCAAUCAGAAUGAGUUUUUCCUCACAAAAGGACAUUAUUACAGACAGAAAUACUCCUCAGUUUCAUCAGCUGUCCGGGUGGCUGGUCUCAGAUAAUCGUGCAGUUGAAGAAGCUGGAUGUGGAGGUCCUGGACUGGCGUGGUUACACGCGGUCUGCGGUUUUGUGGCCGGUUGGACGUACUGCCAAACUCUCUAAAAUGACAUUGGAGGCGGCUUAUAGUAGUGAAAUUAACAUUCAGUUCUCUGGCAACAGCUCUGGUGGACAUUCCUGCAGUCAGCAUGCCAAUUACAUGCUCCCUCAAAAUUUGUGGCAUUGUGUUGUGUUUUAUAGAGUGGCCUUUUAUUGUCCCCAGCACAAAGUGCACCUGUGUAGUGAUCAUGCUGUUUAGUCAGCUUCUUGAUAUGCCACACCUGUCAGGUGGGUGGAUUAUCUUGGCAAAGGAGAAAUGCUCACUAACAGGGAUGUAAACAAAGUUGUGUACAAAAUUAGAGCAAAAUAUUAUUCAUGUGCGUAUGGCAAGUUUCGGGGAUAUUUUAUUUCAGCUCAUGAAACAUCAGACCAACACUUUACAUGGUGCGUUUAUAUUUCUGUUCAGUAUAGAUUCAAAUCUGGAUUUUAUUAACAGGGCACCUUUGACGCCUCAGUGCGAUUUUUUGAUUUAUCAACAACAACAACAAAAAAUACCUUGUAUGAGUGAUAUUUGUCUAAAAGCAAAAAAAGGACACUAAUUAUUAAAACCUUAAACCA
This is a messenger RNA of Oncorhynchus masou masou (cherry salmon), 2065 nucleotides long. RefSeq names its product zinc finger, HIT-type containing 1 (gene znhit1). Gene Ontology annotation, biological process: chromatin remodeling. The record is from RefSeq and is a predicted model, not a curated record. The transcript is spliced from 5 exons. The coding region runs from base 1 to 465 and encodes 154 amino acids. Gene Ontology annotation, molecular function: nucleosome binding. Lineage: Eukaryota; Metazoa; Chordata; Actinopteri; Salmoniformes; Salmonidae. Gene Ontology annotation, cellular component: Swr1 complex.